GAGGGCGGCGGAACAAGCUGGAGUCACCAGCAUACUGACCUACACAGGGGACACAAAUUAUUUAUUCAUAUCAAUGUUGAACAAUAAACGUCAUGAUGCUGAGCGGCAAAGAGGAAACACUUGGCCACCACAGUGCACUGAAAGGAAAAUAUAUUAUUUCACCUGCCCGGUGUGUGUUUUGUCUGUGCAUAUAGUAUGCGACUCCAUUUGACAAGAGCCAGCAGAGCCUUUACCUAUGGCCAACCUAGAGAGAAACAACAAAAUCUUGCUUGAUUUGAUGAGACAGCCUUGGAACAAUACGUGUGCUGACUGUGGUGCUCCUGAGCCUGAUUGGGCUUCCUACACGCUGUGUGUGUUUUUGUGUGUCAACUGCUCUGGAAUGCAUCGGAACUUGCCUUCUAUCAGCAAAGUCAAGUCCAUACGUCUCGACCAUUGGCAGGACUCUCUUGUGGAGGCCAUGAGUCAGCGGGGAAACUUGGCAGCCAAAGCCACCUACGAGAAGUGUGUUCCUGCGUUCAUCUACCGGCCGGAGCAGAGAGACUGUGUGGUUCUUAAAGAUCAGUGGAUUCGUGCCAAGUAUGAAAGGAGAGAGUUCAUUGGAGAGAAAGGCUACUUUCAACAGUCGUAUGGUGCAGACACCAUUGAGGCAACGCUGUGGAAGAAGGGCAAAAACAACAGGCACUUUUUAAAAAGGAUCUUCCUGCUGUCCCACAAAGACUUCACUCUCAGAUACUUCACAAAACAGAAUUCCAGAGUUCCCAAAACUGUGAUCAGCAUGAAGGAGCUGAAUGCGGUUUUCCAGCCCGAGAAGAUCGGACACGCUCACGGCCUGCAAAUCUCCUACUUGCAGGAGGUACGGACCAGGAAUAUCUUUGUUUACCACGAGAAUGGACAGGUCAUUGUUUCCUUUUUCAAUGCUAUUCGAGCAACACGCUUGGCUUACCUCCAGAAGAAGCAUCCCACGCUACGACAAAGUGAGUUAGUACCUCAGUUAACAAGACACUGCCUUAAGGAGGGAUACAUGGAGAAAACUGGCCCGACGCAGUGGGAGCCAUUCAAAAAGAGAUGGUUCACUCUAUGUGCAUUGAACAGGAAGCUUCUCUAUUAUAAAUCCCCACUGGAUGCUACAGAGCUCGGGGCCGUCUUCAUCGGCACAGAAAGUCACGGUUACUUGGUGUUGGAGGGCAGCAGGCGCCACUCCAGAGGGGGCCGCUGGCACUGUGCCAUCACUCUACACUCGCCAGAGAGGGAGUUUGUGUUCAUGUGCGAGCAGGAACUGGAACAGCAGGAGUGGCUGGAGGCCUUCGGGAAGGUCAUCGGUCAGCCAAUGACGCCAGAAGACUAUGCAAAUGAAGCCAACAUGAGAAGGUGCAAAUGACCUGAAAAAGUUCUGACACCAAUGCACACGAUCAUUUUUAUACUAUGGACAAAUGUAUUGGGAGAUAUCUGGCUCAUAAAAGCCUCACUACUAAGUUGGAUGCAUGAAUAUCUAGGUAAGAUGAGGGAGGUGUUAUUAUUUCAGGGUUGCGUGGGUCUGACUAAUGGUUUGCAUGGACUCUUCCCACAAUGUAAAUAGUUGUACAUGUGUGAUUUUGGUAAUGUGUUAGGGUUGUACUGCAGCAUUGGUGAAAGGUUUGUUAAAAGUACUGACACCCGUGUCAUUUAAAUGUUGUGUUGAUGGCUCCAAUAAAGAACAUUUGAGUAUUA
Messenger RNA from Hippocampus comes (tiger tail seahorse), 1707 nucleotides. RefSeq names its product arf-GAP with dual PH domain-containing protein 2-like. The coding region runs from base 236 to 1378 and encodes 380 amino acids. Gene Ontology annotation, biological process: heart development; positive regulation of GTPase activity. The record is from RefSeq and is a predicted model, not a curated record. Gene Ontology annotation, cellular component: cytoplasm; intracellular membrane-bounded organelle; plasma membrane. NCBI's taxonomy places the organism in Eukaryota, Metazoa, Chordata, Actinopteri, Syngnathiformes, Syngnathidae. Gene Ontology annotation, molecular function: phosphatidylinositol bisphosphate binding; phosphatidylinositol-3,4,5-trisphosphate binding; GTPase activator activity. The transcript has 12 exons.